UCCCCCUCCACUCACUCACUCCAAACCUAUUAACUUCAUCACCUACUAACAAACAACACUAUACAUGGACAUUUAUGAAAUGUCACCCUCCGAUUACUCCGGCGUUGACGAGCUACUCGACUUUUCCAACCACCACGACGACAUCCUCUCCCCCAACGAUAUCAUUCACCAACAUCACAACCUUACCUCCUCGUCCAUCGCCAACGGCUACCAUUAUUAUGGAGCUACCACCAAUGACCACAACAACAAAGAUGCCCCUCCUACCAACUACCACCAACACUCGACCGACUUCACCGACCACCUCUCUGUCCCCAGUGAUGACGUGGCAGAGCUCGAAUGGCUAUCAAACUUUGUACAUGACUCGUUCAGUGAUUUUCCGGCGAAUAAUCUCGCCGGAACGAUAAACUACCGACCGGAAAACACAUCGUUUCACAGCCGAUCUAGAACAAAGAGAACCAGAGCGCCUACAACACCAUCACCUACACCUACACCUAUAAUCUGCAACACAACAACAAUGAAGCUUGAACCGUACUCACCGUCACCGCCGGCAACCUCAUCGUCGGAGAGUAAUGAAACAGUCCGCCGGUGCACACACUGCGCGUCGGAGAAGACGCCGCAGUGGAGAACAGGACCGCUAGGGCCGAAAACGUUGUGUAACGCAUGUGGCGUGCGGUACAAGUCAGGGAGAUUAGUGCCGGAGUAUCGACCGGCGGCGAGUCCGACUUUCGUGCUGACUCAGCACUCCAACUCGCACCGGAAAGUUAUGGAGCUCCGGCGGCAGAAGGAGAUGAUGCUCCGCCCGCAGCAACCGUCGCCAACGGCUGAGUACCAGAUCUACGGCGGCGGACACCACCACCACCACAACCGUAACAACUAUGAGGUUUGCUGACGUCAGCUGUAACGGUUUUUAAGUUCAUCGAUUGGAAAAGCAGUUUGAGGAAUUUAGAAUUUUGUGAUUUUUGUGCAUGUGAUGAUCAUCGAUAUUCUUGUUGAUUUUCUGAAUAAAUUGAUUAAAAUUAUGUUUUU
This is a messenger RNA of Helianthus annuus (common sunflower), 1026 nucleotides long. Its product is annotated as GATA transcription factor 4. Gene Ontology annotation, biological process: positive regulation of DNA-templated transcription. The coding region runs from base 65 to 889 and encodes 274 amino acids. Gene Ontology annotation, cellular component: nucleus. Gene Ontology annotation, molecular function: sequence-specific DNA binding; zinc ion binding. The transcript has 2 exons. The record is from RefSeq and is a predicted model, not a curated record. NCBI's taxonomy places the organism in Eukaryota, Viridiplantae, Streptophyta, Magnoliopsida, Asterales, Asteraceae.